GUGGCCGCAUCGGUGCUGGCUAGCCCAUCAGGAAUGGCAGUUUGGACCAGAGCUGAUAAGAACGGUCAGCUGGAUCUACUUCUCCGCGACCGCUGGAUCCGAGUUUCGGCCGAACUUAGCCGCGAAUCGCUGACUUUAGCCGCCGAGGCGGAGGGAAUCACACAGGGGGCGAACCCGUGGGGCCACAGCGCUGCUCCCGAUGAUCUGAGAAAUGGCAUAUCGAACGGAAACGAGCUGGGAACGAAGUCACGGAACACUGGUCGCGGUCUAUCUUCUGGCCACGACCACUUUCAGAAAGGGUGCAGCAGCCCCGAUCGCGUGGGUGCAUACGACGGCCCCUACGGAUUAGGCAGCCCCGGGAAGUACUCCAACAACGCCGCAAACUCGGACUUUGGAAGUCCCGCUUCGAGCUACGGGAGUCCCGGCUCGAGUUCGGGCUCGAGGCACGGCGAGGUCUGUGCGGACAUCUGCGCGGAGGCUGUGCGAAAGGUCCGAGUUGUCAAACAGGAGUCUGGCGGGCUAGGCAUCAGUAUCAAAGGGGGGCGCGAGAAUCGGAUGCCGAUCCUCAUCUCCAAGAUCUUCCCGGGGCUCGCGGCGGACCAAAGUCGCGCGCUCCGCGUGGGCGACGCCAUCCUGUCGGUGAACGGUAACGACCUCCGGGAGGCGACGCACGACCUGGCGGUGCAGGCCCUUAAGAAGGCUGGAAAACAAGUGACGCUCGAGGUGAAAUACAUUCGUGAGGUAUCUCCACUAUUCAAGAAGCAUUCGCUGGUGGCUGACUUGCCAUGGAAUGGUGUUCGGCCACAGUCUCCCAGCUACAAUGACAGUGAGGAUUCUGGAUCUCCUAAACACAGCUCCUCCACAGAUAGGAAGGUCAUCAGCUUAAAGAUGUGCUUCAUCAGUCGGAACCUAACCAUGCCAGACCUGGAGAACAGACUUUUGGAACUGCAUUCCCCCGAUGGUCAGCACACAGUGGUACUUCGCUGUAAAGAUGCCCCCACAGCCAACUCCUGGUUCACUGCCAUCCACACCAACAUUGCGGCCCUCCUCCCGCAGACCCUGGCUCACAUCAAUGCCUACCUGGGGGCUUCUGCCUCAGCUUCCUCACAGCCUCACCUCAAGCACAUAGGAUGGCUGGCUGAACAGGUCCAGCUAGAAGGUGGACGACAGCAGCACAGACCUGUUGUCAUGGCACUUACAGAAAAGGACAUACUGCUCUUUGAAUCUGUGCCAUGGGGUAGAGAAUUGUGGGCAUUGCCUUUGCUCACACACCCGCUGCUUGCUACAAGACUGGUGCAUUCUGGCAGUGCCCGUGGUUCUCCUGCUCAGAGCUCUGACCUGGUGUUUGCCACUCGGACUGGCACAGGGCGGGGCAUCGAAUCACACAUCUUUCGUGUGGAGACCCACUGGGAUCUGUCUUCAUGGACAAGGGCACUUGUGCAAGGUGCACAUGCUGCAGCAGAACUCAUCAAAGAAGUCUCUAUUGGCUGCACAUUGAACAGACAAGAUGUUCGACUGACUCUGCACUAUGAGAAGGGCUUUACUGUGGUAAGAGAGCCAGCCGACCCAUCCAACGGAGCUGUACUCUUCAGAUACCCGUAUGAAAAACUGAAAAUGUCUGCUGAUGACGGAAUACGCAACCUUUACCUUGAUUUUGGUGGUCCAGAAGGAGAAAUGGUAUUUGACCUUCACUCGGGUCCAAAGCCAGUUGUGUUUGUCCUUCAUGCUUUUCUCUCGGCAAAGCUUACUCGUAUGGGCUUACUCACAUGA
Molecule: messenger RNA, 1770 nt
Organism: Nerophis lumbriciformis (worm pipefish)
Lineage: Eukaryota; Metazoa; Chordata; Actinopteri; Syngnathiformes; Syngnathidae
Source: RefSeq, a predicted model, not a curated record